AUGGAUCCAGAAUUUAUUAAAGUUCGAUUUGAUGAUCAAGAGCUUUCAUUACCUUUAAAUUCAAAAGGGAAUUUAAAAUUAUCUGUAUUAAAACAAUAUUUUCCCCAAGCAUCUGGGUUAACCUAUUCUGUAAAUAAUGAAAAAUGUGGCUUGCCCAUUGAAUCAGAAGAAAUUUUAAUUAAUCGUAAAAUUGAGCAUUAUGAUGUACACGUUGGACAAGAUCUAAAAAAUUCUAUUACCAGCAAGAAAAGAAAAUUAGUCCAUGAAAUGAUAGAUAAAAUUCAACUUGGCCAAGGUGUAAAUUCUUCUAAAACUCAUAUGACGAAAAUGAAGAACAAGUGGGCUGAUUCUACUGUAGUCUCAGCACAACCUACAUUAAAAAAAGUACGACUUGGAUGGCUCGUAAAAAGAGGAGAUCGUUAUGAGCAAAUGAAGAAACCUUUAGGUGGAGUCAGAGAAGUACCUUUAGAAGUAGGCAAGAGAUAUUUAGUUAGUGAUAUAAAAAAAAUUGCGAUGGAGGAGUUUUCUUGCAAUAGCGAAGUAUCAUUCCACAAUUCCGAUGUACGUCUUGGCCUUAUUGAUCGCACUGUCUUAACUAGUUUUAGAGACAGCAAGGGUAUUGCCUGUGACUUAUGGACUUUUCUAAAAGAGCAGAAGUCGAGAUUAUUUACCUUGUACAUAAUAACGUCUCCAAAAGAAUGUGCUCAGACAUGUGAUCAACUUAAAACUAUCCAAUAUUCUCAUCACGAAAAUCCUAACCCUCAAUUAUCUCAGCGUAAUAAAGUUUUAAAACGAUCAACAGCAAUUUCUCACAAAAAUUCUGCACCUUUAAAAAAUAAUAUUUUUAUUACUUAUGAAGUGAUCAGUCAGUCCGAGUACACUCAAGAUUAUUGCAUAUGUUAUCUACUAAAAAAUGAUUUAUACAACCAUAAAUUUGAUGAAUAUGGUUGUAUACCAAUUGCUGAAUUUAAUCCGAUUGAUGCUGGCCAUGAAAUAGCUGAAAUUGAAGUUGAUAACAGAGUAUUGUUAUUAAUAUAUACAUCAAAUGAUGAUUUGUCCAGAGACUAUAAUUUCCCAGCAGCGGAUAUUCUUGAUGAUGACAACCAUUAUAUAUUAUAUGAU
This is a messenger RNA of Cotesia congregata, 1122 nucleotides long. NCBI's taxonomy places the organism in Eukaryota, Metazoa, Arthropoda, Insecta, Hymenoptera, Braconidae. The record is from the annotation of a GenBank genome assembly.